GGCCUCCACCCCACCCGCUCCUCCUCCUCCGGGGGCGCGGCCCCCUGCGCUCCCGGGGCCUUCGCCGCGCUUCUCCCGGUCCCUGCGCCUUAGCGGGAGUAACGAGUCACCGAGAGGCCCCGGAAUCUGACUCCCGGGCCGGGGUAAGCGCGGGGAGGGGACGGGCUCGGCGCCCCAUCCUUCCACCUCUCCGCCCUGGCCCUGUGCGCGGGAAGCUCGCGGGUGCCGAGCGUCCGUGCCCCGGGUCACAGCAGUCAUCCCUGCCCGCGCUUCCCGGUAGCGGUAGGUAUUAAUAGACCCGCGUUCCGGAGGAGGAAAUUGAGACUCAGACUGUGGAAUUUGCCCAAACUCCAGCCGGUCGGACUCCAAAGGCUUUUCAGUAAAGUCAUCUCAUCGCCCUGAGCUUCUGCGCGCACAAGCCUUGGGCCCCUGCACAGUCACCCUCCGUGGGGAAGAUGCAGCAAGAGGAAAUGGCAAAGCUGCCCUGGCCGGUGUGGCUCAAUUCCUGGAUCUGACAGAAAAGCCAAAACAAGGAAACAAAAGCCAAGUUCCCACAGAGUUGCAGCUUUCAUUUAUGCUCCCUAAGAACACCCAAAACACAACUGUCAUCUAUUACCAUGUUUCAUAAAAGCCUGGCCAUCGAGCGAGAGCGGCACGGGGGGGACUCCGGUGAGCUCCGGAGGCUUCUCAACUCUUUGGAGAACAGACACGAUGAGUACGCCAAGGGCAUGAUCCUGCACAAUAUCACGCGCUGUGUGUACUUGCUGGAGGCUGAGGCCUCUGCUUGUACUCCUGAUGACAUCAUGCUCGUGGGCUCCAUGCUGGAUGACAAGGACAACUGUGUCAAAAUCCAAGCUCUGAACACCCUUAAGGCUUUCUCUGGCAUCAGAAAAUUCAGGCUCAAAAUUCAGGAACACUUCAUCAAGGUCCUGGAGCUGAUAUCCACCAUCUGGGACUCGGAGCUGCACAUCGCUGGCCUCAGGCUCCUCAACAACCUCCCGCUGCCUGACUUCGUGCACCCACAGCUGCGACGGGUGAUGCCUGCCCUGAUGGAGAUUCUUCAGUCAGACUAUCACCUGGCACAGGUGCAAGCCAUACGACUGUUGAGCUACCUGGCACAGAAGAAUGACCUGCUCUAUGAUAUUCUCAACUGCCAGGUGCACGCCAACUUUCUGAACCUGUUCCAGGCCAAACAAACAGGGAGUCUGUUGUUCGAGGUACUGGUGUUUGCGGAGCGGCUGAGUGAGGGCCGGAAUACGCCACACUACCGCGCCGUGAAAUGGCAUUACAACGAACAGUCUCUGCAUGAAGCUCUCUUUGGGGAAAAGUCACGACUGGCAGACCGGCUGCUCGCCCUGGUCAUCCAUCCGGAGGAGGAGGUUCAGAUCCAGGCCUGCAAGGUCAUAGUCAGCCUGCAGUGCCCCCAGGACUUAAGAGGGCAGUGCUCUUCCUGCCAUACCGGUCAUUCCUACUUUAAUAAUGGGGAAUAAAAGUAAGGAGAGCCAAUAAAUGAGUAUGGGAGAGAA
Molecule: messenger RNA, 1526 nt
Organism: Eptesicus fuscus (big brown bat)
Lineage: Eukaryota; Metazoa; Chordata; Mammalia; Chiroptera; Vespertilionidae
Gene: ARMC12
Product: armadillo repeat containing 12
Exons: 8
Coding region: 618-1490 (290 amino acids)
Cellular component (GO): nucleus
Source: RefSeq, a predicted model, not a curated record